Messenger RNA from Dunckerocampus dactyliophorus (ringed pipefish), 1107 nucleotides. RefSeq names its product osteoglycin, paralog b (gene ognb). Gene Ontology annotation, molecular function: protein binding. Bases 74 to 868 code for a protein of 264 amino acids. NCBI's taxonomy places the organism in Eukaryota, Metazoa, Chordata, Actinopteri, Syngnathiformes, Syngnathidae. The record is from RefSeq and is a predicted model, not a curated record. The transcript is spliced from 6 exons.
UUCCAGCUCUAAUGCAUUUUAGGUCUUAGCACAGCAGAAAGUCCUUUCUUUCUCUCUUUUUUCAACAGCCACAAUGAUGUAUUUAAGGACUUUACUUUUCAUAUCUGCAGUGCUCUCAUGGACGAUGUCCUUUGCAGCAAGAGAUGAAUUCAUGGAAGUAAGAAAAGUGGAGAGAGACAUGCAGGAUUAUGACAUCCUUCGGGAUAGAGAGCAAGCUGUAGUUCCAAGAGCAAUUGACAUGCCGACAUGUUUACUGUGUGUUUGUCUGAGUGGUUCUGUUUACUGUGAGGAGGUGUCCCCUGAAAUGUCAGCUGUCCCAACAUUGCCAAAAGAAACAGCCUAUCUCUAUGCACGCUUCAACAAAAUUACAAAAAUAAACAACGGAGACUUUGCAGGCAUGACCACACUGAAAAUAAUUGACCUAAGUGGGAAUCUCAUCGUGGAGGUAGAGGAUGGAGCUUUUUCCAGACUUACAAAUCUUGGGGAGCUCAAUCUUUCAAACAACCGGCUGACAAAACUACCCACACUUCCAGCAAGUCUAGUGUCUUUCAACGCCAACUUCAACAAGCUUACCACACAAGGUGUAAAGUCGACUGCAUUUAAGAAACUCACAAGACUGGCGUACCUUUACCUUGGAAACAAUGACCUGACAGCAGUGCCUCAACUUCCAGAGUCUCUUCACACGGUCCACUUGCAUAACAACAGGAUCAUGACAAUAACAGAUGAAACUUUCUGCCAAGGAAACACCAGCUACUACAUCCGCAGCAACAUGCAUGAAGUGAGACUGGAUGGGAACCCCAUCAUGCUGUGGAAACACCCUUACAGCUUCAUCUGUCUGCACAGUCUCCCUAUUGGAUGGUACAACUGAAAUAAUCAAAAUGUGCUUCUGACAGUAUACAAAAUAGUAACACACUUGACUGUAUAUUUUUUCAUUUUAUUUUGUUAGUUAAACUGAAACUGUUUAGGCAGGCGCUGUUUAGUAUUUUGAAGCCAGAUCAGCUGUUAUAACCAUAAUAUUUUAUAUCCGAACAUACGGUAUACGUUAGUUCUGUAGAUCACAAAAAAAAAACAAGGAGCAAUUAACAAUAAAAUGUGCAUGUUUUGAGA